Messenger RNA from Loxodonta africana (African savanna elephant), 2375 nucleotides. It is a transcript of the gene MTARC2, whose product is annotated as mitochondrial amidoxime reducing component 2. Bases 16 to 1026 code for a protein of 336 amino acids. The record is from RefSeq and is a predicted model, not a curated record. Lineage: Eukaryota; Metazoa; Chordata; Mammalia; Proboscidea; Elephantidae. Gene Ontology annotation, cellular component: mitochondrial inner membrane. Gene Ontology annotation, biological process: nitrate metabolic process. Gene Ontology annotation, molecular function: molybdopterin cofactor binding; nitrate reductase activity; pyridoxal phosphate binding. The transcript has 8 exons.
CCGCAGCGCUUGGCCAUGGGCCCCGCCGGCUCCUCGGCGCUGGCCCGCCUCGGCCUCCCCGCGCAGCCCCGGCCCGGGUGGCUCGGGCUCGCCGCGCUGGGACUGGCCGCCGUGGCACUGGGGGCCGUGGCCUGGCUCCGCGCGCGACCCUGGCGGCGCCGGCGGCUGCAGCAGGUGGGCACCGUGGCUCAGCUGUGGAUCUACCCGGUCAAGUCCUGCAAGGGGGUGUCGGUGAGCGCGGCCGAGUGCACGUCCAUGGGGCUGCGCAGCGGCCACCUACGGGACAGGUUUUGGCUAGUGAUUAAGGAAGAUGGACACAUGGUCACUGCCCGUCAGGAGCCUCGCCUCGUGCUGGUCUCUAUCACCUAUGAGAACAACCGUCUGAUCCUGGAGGCCCCGGGCAUGGAUCAGCUGGCUUUGCCUAGCAAGCUGCCCUCUUCAAAUGCACUCCAGGACUGCAGGGUAUUCGGGCUUGACAUUAAGGGCAGGGACUGUGGCGACGAGGCAGCUCAGUGGUUUACCAACUUCUUGAAAACAGAACCUUUCAGGCUGGUUCAGUUUGAAACAAACAUGAAGGGGAGACAAUCAGAGAAAAUCUUGUCUCCUUCUGUACAGAAUUAUGAGGUGGCCUACCCGGACUGCAGCCCAAUUUUGGUUCUCUCAGAAGCCUCCCUGGCAGAUCUGAACACCAGGCUGGAGAAGAAAGCAAAAAUGGAGCAUUUCCGGCCAAAUAUCAUAGUGACGGGCUGCGGCCCUUUUGAUGAGGAUACCUGGGAUGAACUCCUAAUUGGCAAUGUGGAACUGAAAAAGGUCAUGGCUUGCUCCAGGUGCAUUUUGACCACUGUGGACCCAGACACUGGAGUCAGAGACCGGAAGGAGCCCCUGGAAACCCUGAAGAGCUACCGCCUGUGUGAUCCCUCCGAGAGGCACAUAUACAAGUCGUCCCCACUUUUUGGGAUCUAUUAUUUGGUGGAAAAAUGUGGAAGCCUGAGAGUUGGUGACCCCGUGUAUCGGAUGGUGCAGUGACGAAUCCACUGAGGUGACAGGGCAAAAGGUUACAGCAUCCACAAGACCUGGAUCAGGAUUAUAGCCCACGGCCAUGGCAACAUCUCAGCGAAUCUCUAGGACCCAGCCCUUGACCAUCUUUAAACUGAAAAUGAUUCUCUAUUUUUAACUUUUUGGUGUUUUAUAUGCUUCAAGGUAAUGGAAGGCAAGCAUUAGAGGUGAUUUGGAAAUAUAAAGAUACACAUUUUUGAGGUAACACAGAAAAAAAGAAAAAACACAGAAGUCUUAAAUAAAUAAAAUAAUGCAUAAAAUGAUUUUGAAUGUUACUCUGGGUAUUACACUUCUCCAAUACCAGACUUUAAUAUUCUCGAGGAAAGAAAGUUAACAAAUCAGCUAAAAAACUGCAAAAUAAAAAACAAAAAAGUGUACACUUUAUUUUCGACCGUUCCAUGUUUUUUAAGAAAUGGGAAAUAACAGGUCAUCGUUUUCUAUCCUGUCUUUACAUGUCAACACACUCAUAAAUUCCCAUCAGUUGGCCUUUACAUGGCUACUGAGCCUUCCCUGGGUGGUGCAAAUAGUUUUCGCUCUACUACUAAUGGAAGGGUUGGUGGUUCAAAUCCACCCAUAGGCCCCUCAGAAGAAACACCUGUUGCUCUAGUCUGUAAAAUUACAGCCAUUGAAAACUCUGUGAGCACAGUUUUACUCUGACACACACGGGAUUGCCAUGAGUUGGAGCAGACACGAUCGCAACAGGUACACAAAGCUAUAGAGUCCUGGUGGUCUUUCAUGUGGGUUUUUUGCCUACUAUUAUGGAAUAAGGGUUCCUCUUGAUUAUACAAAUUAUUUUAUAGACUCUUUUAAUACUCAGUUUCAACUUUUCCAAGCCGUAUGAAAGUCAAUUGUGUCUAACUGCCAGACACACCACCUGGAAUUGUAAGUAGGAUAAAGAGGACAAUGGAAUUUAAAAGAGAAUGGAAUGUUGAGGGUAAGGCCUGGGAGGAAUAGAACAUGAACCUAAUUUUAUAGGUGCAAAUUUUUUUUUUUUUUUUUGGUAACAAAGAGAAACAAACUACUUCAGUAUGACCAACCAGCAAUGUUGUUGCAUGCAGCUGAGUUGAAUUCUAACCCAUAGUGACCCUAUGGGGCAGAGCAGAACUUGCCCAUAAGUGGAGUCGACUGCCACAUCUUUCUCCUGCAGAGCGGCCGGUGGGUUCAAACUCCCAGCCUUUCUGGUUAGCAGCUGAGGGCUUAACCAUUGCAUCACCAGGGCUCCCUAACCAACAAUACUCACUGAAAUAAUACACGAAUGAAUUAACCUACUUAUGAUUUUGUGGUUGCUUUAUUAUUAAUAAACGUGAAUCUCAAUUCUA